AUGGACCACGCCAUCUACUGGGCUAAAAGGGUUAACAGAAGUACGUACAAUAAGAAAGAUGGUGACUGCUGGAAACUCCCACUACGUGUGGAGAAUGUUCAUAGAUAUGCUUUGCAAAGGUCUUUCAUGUUCCCUUUGAUGCAUGGCAUCUUUGUUGUAGAAGGUGACAAGAAAGUAGUUGCCUCUCCUGAAAUGUCUACAGGGCCUAGAGGAGAGACUGGUUCAGGCCAUGGGCCUAACUGGGAUUAUAAUUGGAGAUGGGCUUCUACUCCAAAUGGAGGAUGGGGCUACGGGUCUGGUUCGGGUCGGUCGUCGAAUGGGUUUGGUAGGGGUUUCGGGUAUGGGUCUGGUUCCGGAACAGGGUCAGGCUCAGGGUAUGGUUAUGGGUCUGGAAGUGUUGGUGCCCAUGGUGGUGGAUAUGGUGCUGGAAGUGGGUCUGGUAAUUCUGCUGGUGGUGGCAGUGGCAGUAGUAGAGGAAGUGGUGGCUCGAGUGGCCACUGGACACACUCAUCAUACUCUGGACAAAGAACCAACCAUGGCCAUCAGCAGAAGAUAGGCAUGGAGCGGGAAUCGGCAAGCAUCAGGAUCAAAAGAGAUGAAGCACUGCAGCAGCAAAUGGAGUGA
This is a messenger RNA of Dovyalis caffra, 624 nucleotides long. The record is from the annotation of a GenBank genome assembly. Lineage: Eukaryota; Viridiplantae; Streptophyta; Magnoliopsida; Malpighiales; Salicaceae.